This is a messenger RNA of Anarrhichthys ocellatus (wolf-eel), 1870 nucleotides long. RefSeq names its product collagen alpha-3(VI) chain-like. NCBI's taxonomy places the organism in Eukaryota, Metazoa, Chordata, Actinopteri, Perciformes, Anarhichadidae. The record is from RefSeq and is a predicted model, not a curated record. The annotation marks the transcript as partial. The transcript has 2 exons.
GAACAGGUACACAACAAAAAGUGAGAUCCUUGACAUUGUCAGAGGUUUGAGGCACAUAGGUGGAAGACCCCUCAACACUGGAGCAGCUCUCCAGUACGUGAGGGAUACUGUCUUCACUCCCUCUGCCGGAAGCAGGCGCCUGGAAGGAGUUAAACAAGUCCUGAUAUUGAUAAGUGGGGAAGGGUCUUCUGACAGUGUUGAUGCAGCAGCCUCUGCUCUCAAACAGCUGGGUGUCUUGACCUUUACAAUUGGAACCAGAAGCUCUGAUAGCAGAGAACUGCAGAAGAUAUCCCACCAUGCCAAUUCUGCUCUCUCAGUGUCUGAGUUCACUGACCUUCCCCAUAUCCUAGAGCAACUCCAGUCCUCCUUGGAGGCUGUGGUUAUUGACAUCACCCCAGAAUCCCCAACUGUACUCGGUAUGUUGACAAGCACUUCCUAAUGCUGGCCAGAAAAACUACCUGACUUGUUUCGCCUACACAGAGGGAAAUAAAUCAAGUGCAAUUCCUGUUUAGCUCUACGUGUGGUUUAAAAUAGAGGCAGUGCUGCUCUUUCCCACUGUUUAACCUCAGCGUAGGCAGUGCUAGGUGCUUUAAAAAAAAUACCUCACCACUUUAAGAUUGGUCCAGGAGCUUACUUUUUACAAAUGUUUUUAUUUUUUGUCUUCCUGUCUUUACUUAGUUGAAACUGGCAAAAAAGAUAUUGUAUUCCUUCUGGAUGGUUCUAAUAGCACAAGGAAUGGCUUCCCCGCCAUGCGUGAUUUCGUAGAGAAACUGGUAGAGAAACUCAAUGUGGGAGAAAACAAAGACCGUGUCUCUGUAGUCCAGUACAGCAGAGAUGCAGAGGUCCAUUUCUAUCUGAAAACAUACACAACAAGAGAGGAUAUUGUGGACUCCAUAAGAGGGCUGAGACCCAGAGGAGGCGGUCCCCUCAACACCGGUUCUGCCCUACAAUACGUCAGCGAUAAUGUAUUUACAAACUCCUCCGGGAGUAGGCGCCUGCAAGGUGUUCCACAGAUGUUGAUCUUGCUGAAGGGUGGAAGGUCUUUUGACGAUAUAGAUACUCCAGCCUCUGCUCUUAAACAGCAGGGCAUCUUUGUGAUUGGCAUUGGAACAAGGAGCUCUGACAGUGGAGAGCUGCAAAAAAUAUCAUAUGACCCUAAUUACACUCUCUCAGUGUCUGAGUUCACUGACCUCCAGAAUGUCCAAGAACAGCUCCUCUCUCUAAUAAGCACAGCGCUACUGAGGGCCACGCCCUUGAUUCCAACAGUAACUGUGGAGAGACAGCCAAAAGGAAGGGAUGUUGUUUUCUUGUUGGAUGGAUCUAAUGGGACUAGGACUGGAUUCCCAGCUAUCCAAGACUUUGUCCAAAGAGUAAUAGAACGACUGAGUGUGGAUGAUAACACAGACCGUGUCUCAGUGGUUCAGUACAGCAAAGAUCCAGCUGUCCAGUUCUAUCUGAACAGGUACACAACAAAAAGUGAGAUCCUUGACAUUGUCAGAGGUUUGAGGCACAUAGGUGGAAGACCCCUCAACACUGGAGCAGCUCUCCAGUACGUGAGGGAUACUGUCUUCACUCCCUCUGCCGGAAGCAGGCGCCUGGAAGGAGUUAAACAAGUCCUGAUAUUGAUAAGUGGGGAAGGGUCUUCUGACAGUGUUGAUGCAGCAGCCUCUGCUCUCAAACAGCUGGGUGUCUUGACCUUUACAAUUGGAACCAGAAGCUCUGAUAGCAGAGAACUGCAGAAGAUAUCCCACCAUGCCAAUUCUGCUCUCUCAGUGUCUGAGUUCACUGACCUUCCCCAUAUCCUAGAGCAACUCCAGUCCUCCUUGGAGGCUGUGGUUAUUGACAUCACCCCAGAAUCCCCAACUGUACU